AUGGCUGCCACAGAUCAAUCUGAUCCUCAGAAGAAUGAACUAACAGCUGAACACAGAAUGGCAAUGCUUAAGAGACUUAAAGUUGAAGGGGACAGAGUUGAUAGGCUUAGCAAUCUUCCGAUUAAUGUAAAACACCAGAUUCAGCAGAAUUUGCUUAUUGACGAAGCCGCAAGAAUGAGCGUUUUAUCUACUGUGUGGAGACAUGUUUGGCCCUCAAUCCCUGAACUUGUAUUUUCUGCACAGUUUUGCCAGAGCAUGCCGUUAAACACAUUAAUAGACAUCAUUAAUACAAUUCUGUCGCAGCACUAUGGACCCAUUAAGACAUUCUUUUUGGAUAUUUCUUCACUGCCUUCUUUGCGGCACUCAGUUCUCAGUGAAUGGAUGCUUUUCUUGUCAAAAAAUGGUGUCAAGGAUCUCACCCUUCAUAAUACAAAAAAUGUUCCUUAUAGAUUGCCUUCCUUCAUGUAUGCUAUAGAACUCGAAAGGUUGUACCUGUCCAAAUGCGUUUGCAGGCUACCAGGCAACUUUAGGGGUUUCCACAAACUCAAAUUCCUUAAAUUGAAUCUAGUCCUCGUACGCCAUGAUGAAACUUCUAUUUUGUGGAUGCCAAACCUUCUGAAGCUUCAUUUUCGGUCUUGCCAGGGUCUUUAUCACUUGAAAAUAUAUGCUCCAAAACUUUGGUAUUUGAAUUUCUAUAAUAUUGGCCCUAAUACCCUUAACUUGGAUAAUUUUUUGGACUGUCGGAAUCUGACUACAAUUAGAUUUGCAUCAAGAGAACAUCAAAGUAAAGUUAUGAACUUGACCAAUCUUCUUAGUUGUUGCCCUCAAGUUAGUAAUAUUCAUAUGGACAGUUCCUACCUCAAGUCUUUUGCUUCUGGUACUGAAGUAGAGAGGCUCCCCACACGCCUCGACAACGUGAAGUUUGUUCGUUCAUAUAUUGAUUUUGAUGAUGAGGAUCAAGUAUCUUCCAUUCUAACAAUUCUAACAAGUACUCCCAAUGUGAAGGACCUUAUAUUGGACGUGUGGAGCUCGGAAAUUAAAGGUGGCAUGGAAGAAGAUGUAAAUCAUUUCGAAGGACCAGCCUAUGGUACACAAGAAUUCAACAAGCUUCAAAAAUUGAAAAUAGCAGCAUUCCGUGGCUUAAAACCCGAAUUGCUCUUUGUAAGGUUUAUACUUCGCUCUGCACCUCUACUCCUGAAGACUAUCCUCUUAGUAGAUGAAAGUGUUGAUGAAAGCCAAUACUUGAAAAUCUCAGAGGAGUUAAGGGGGUUCCCUCGGGCAUCUCCCAAAUUGGAAAUAAUAAUAUGUAAUUACUGCAAAAACAAGCCAAGUGAGUGA
Molecule: messenger RNA, 1338 nt
Organism: Solanum stenotomum
Lineage: Eukaryota; Viridiplantae; Streptophyta; Magnoliopsida; Solanales; Solanaceae
Product: F-box/FBD/LRR-repeat protein At1g13570-like
Exons: 4
Coding region: 1-1338 (445 amino acids)
Source: RefSeq, a predicted model, not a curated record